Molecule: messenger RNA, 591 nt
Organism: Fonsecaea multimorphosa CBS 102226
Lineage: Eukaryota; Fungi; Ascomycota; Eurotiomycetes; Chaetothyriales; Herpotrichiellaceae
Exons: 1
Coding region: 1-591 (196 amino acids)
Cellular component (GO): membrane
Molecular function (GO): signaling receptor activity
Source: RefSeq, a predicted model, not a curated record
AUGUCGACGAGAGAUAUAGACAACGACAGACCUAAAGACGAAGGGAAAACAGCGUCUCCUUCGAGCAAAUCAGUCGAUCCAGACAAACAAUCCGCAGAAGCUGAGGAUCUUUGGCACACUCUCAUACACUGGAAUGAUCUACCGCACUGGCUCCAAGACAACCACUUCAUCCAUGGCAGCUAUCGGCAGGCCUCUUACAGCUACACAAGAUCUCUGCAGAGUAUUCUGCACUGGCAUAACGAGAGCGUGAACAUUUGGACGCAUUUGGUCCCUGCCACUCUCAGCUUGCCCUUUGCAGCAUUUCUCUAUAGCGAGCUUGAACCUCGCUAUGAGAAAGCAUCAGUGGCCGACGUCAUAGCAAUGAGCUGCUUUUUUGGUGGUGCGGCCGUUUGUUUAGGACUGAGCGCUUUCUACCACACUUUGUCCAACCACUCUCCGCCCGUUGCCCGAAUGUGGAAUCAGCUGGACUAUGCCGGCAUAUCUGUGCUGAUUGCCGGCUCAUUUAUUCCCAGUGUAUAUUAUGCAUUUUGGUGCCAUCCAGCCAAGCAAUGGACAUAUUGGACUAUGGUGAGCAAGUGUCACACGGCGUAG